Molecule: messenger RNA, 1760 nt
Organism: Mizuhopecten yessoensis (Yesso scallop)
Lineage: Eukaryota; Metazoa; Mollusca; Bivalvia; Pectinida; Pectinidae
Exons: 6
Coding region: 41-1759 (572 amino acids)
Biological process (GO): protein phosphorylation
Molecular function (GO): protein kinase activity; ATP binding
Source: RefSeq, a predicted model, not a curated record
UCUUAACAACGGCGAGUAUAGAAUGCGGGAGAUCUGAAAAAUGAAAAUGAAAUUGUUUACAAUUUCCCACUCGAACUUUAUCAAAGUUAAUAGCAGGAACAUUGAUUUAAAUAACUUUCUUGGUUAUAUCUGGAAACCAGAAGCUUAUUAUAAGAACCAAAUAUUCAAGGAUGUAUGGACAAAAGAGCGACCAGGACUGUUGCGGCAGUAUGUUGCUGAAGUUGCACUCAAUCAGGCACACCAAGACCCAAAAUCAUAUAAAGCUAUAGAGGUGAGACAAGCAAUGACCCCUGUAUCACCAGUACAGUUGACAUCAGUUAUGAACCCUCCUUCAUCACCAGUACAGGUGACACCAGCAAUGAACCCUAUUUCAUCACCAGUACAGGUGACACCAGUAAUGACUUCAUCAUCACCAGUGCAGAUGACACCAGUAAUGACUUCAUCUUCACCAGUACAGAUGACACCAAUAAUGAACCCUAUUUCAUCACCAGUACAGAUGACACCAGUAAUGAACCCUAUUUCAUCACCAGUACAGAUGACACCAGUAAUGAACCCUAUUUCACCACCAGUACAGGUGACACCAGUAAUGAACCCUACUUCAUCACCAGUACAGAUGACACCAGUAAUGAACCCUACUUCAUCACCAGUACAGAUGACACCAGUAAUGAACCCUACUUCAUCACCAGUACAGAUGACACCAGUAAUGAACCCUACUUCAUCACCAGUACAGAUGACACCAGUAAUGAACCCUACUUCAUCACCAGUACAGAUGACACCAGUAAUGAACCCUACUUCAUCACCAGUACAGAUGACACCAGUAAUGAACCCUACUUCAUCACCAGUACAGAUGACACCAGUAAUGAACCCUACUUCAUCACCAGUACAGAUGACACCAGUAAUGAACCCUACUUCAUCACCAGUACAGAUGACACCAGUAAUGAACCCUACUUCAUCACCAGUACAGAUGACACCAGUAAUGAACCCUACUUCAUCACCAGUACAGAUGACACCAGUAAUGAACCCUACUUCAUCACCAGUACAGAUGUUGCAGGCAAUGACCCAUUCAACAUUAUCACUGUCCCCAUCAAUUCUGGUACCCCACUGGCUGGAAGAACAAACCCCACAAAUAACAUCUCCAGCUGCUUCAAAACAUGUAAAUAGGUCCAUAUGGAGCAUUGAGUCGUCUCGGCUGUCAACAGAAUCAUCUACUUCAUCGGAGAGUACCUCAUCUGGGAGGUUAUCUCUACCAUUUGAAGUUGUGCGACCUGGUAGUCCUUACCCUGACUACCAGAUCAGGAAGUCGUCGAUCCAUACUCCCCACGUCUCAUUCCACAUCCUUGACCCCCGCAUUGUCAUAUUUACCAAAGAAACCAGUGGUGUCUUCAAGGUCCUUGGGAGCGGGGCAUCAGGAAGUGUGUACCACGCCAGGCUCCUGUCGUCUGGACACCAGCUCGCCGUAAAACUAUACCAUCAGGCUGAACUGGUGCCACACUUAAUAGUCAAUGAAGGGAUGAUAAUGGCUCUCCUACAGAACACAGGAGUGGUGCCAAAAUUCUUUGGAGUGCUGCCGGAGCCAGGGGACAUACAAAAAUUCACUCUUGUCCAGGAGUUUUUUGGUGAUGGUAUGACAUUGUAUAAACUCAUUGGGAUGAUGAACAAACAUCAAAUUACUUUGAACGAAAAAGAGACCAUCACCCUAUGUUACAGACUGGUUCAUGCACUUAAGGUAAGUUAUUUAAAUAAUCUACCUGUGAACUAGC